Owenia fusiformis is the source of this 1105-nucleotide messenger RNA. Lineage: Eukaryota; Metazoa; Annelida; Polychaeta; Sabellida; Oweniidae. The record is from the annotation of a GenBank genome assembly.
GUGAUAAAACAAAGUGCAACAAGUUUAGAAUCACUGCCAAUAUUUUGAUAAUUCUGGAGUUUUAAAUGAUUUUGACAAGUAAUCUACGCCUCUAUUGUCUUUGUGAACGAUGGCUACAGCAUAUGACGCCAUAGACAGGUCAAAAAGGAAGGCAGACUGUGAGAAUUCGGCCAGCAAAGUGGGUAAAAAAACUUGUGUUCAAAAGUCGCAAUUCAACAUGGGGGACAACAUACCUGCACGCAUGAAUGCCGAGCCAAAUGCUAUGUGCAGUAAGGACUCUGAUAACGCUGUCUUAUCGCUUUUAACGAAAUUAGUCGCUGAUCACCAGAAGAUUAGUGAUAAAUUGGACAAUAUGCAAACGGAUAUGAUACAAAGGGAAGAAUGGAUAAUGGCUAAGAUUGAUGAGAAACUGGAGAAUACAAAGGAUAUUAUGAAACAGGAAAUUACCAAGGUAAACCAAAAUUUACAGUCUCAAAUUGAUAGUGUGUCAGAAAACAUGAACAAUCUUAAAGACUCAAUAAACUUAUGUAAAAUAGUGAAGAAUAUUCCUCAGUCAGAAAAUGAAGAUUGUAUAGCCAAGGUGAAUGAGUUUCUUAAUGUUGGAGUGAAAACGAAGGCAAAGGUCAAAAGGGCUAAACGAUUCCAGAAAAGACAAGGGUCAAGAUACCCUGGUAUUAUUGUUGCUGAAGUGUGCGAAUCUGAUAGGACGGAUGUAAAUUACUUUGUAUCGAAUGAGACCCAAAAAAUGAACACAAACCUGCAAACAAUUUUACAAGCUGUAGGUAAACAGCAGGAUUUUACCUUUGUGAAUGGCAGGCUUUUAACGAAAACCCCAAGGCGCGUACCAACACACAACCCGGUGGUUAACAAUGGAAUUGCCCCCACUAUUAACCAGGAAUAGGGGCGUCUGACUGCAGGAUUUUGGAACGUGCGAGGAAUACCAAGAUCCAACGAUCACAAUAAGUUUAAUAAAUAAUAAGUUUAAUAAAUAUUGAUAUCAUAGGAUUAGCUGAAACACACCUAAUUGAUGAUGCAAUUGUGGAUUCAGUUGGAUAUACAUGGUAUGGUCAUAACCGUACACAUAACGUCAGAGCGCAUUCUGGUU